Cynoglossus semilaevis (tongue sole) is the source of this 2110-nucleotide messenger RNA. RefSeq names its product heterogeneous nuclear ribonucleoprotein L-like. The transcript is spliced from 13 exons. The record is from RefSeq and is a predicted model, not a curated record. The coding region runs from base 520 to 1764 and encodes 414 amino acids. Gene Ontology annotation, molecular function: RNA binding. Lineage: Eukaryota; Metazoa; Chordata; Actinopteri; Pleuronectiformes; Cynoglossidae.
UGUCAUUGGUACAGCCAGGUGGGACUUCUCACUUCUGUACAAUGUGAAAUUUGAUUUGACGUUAAAAGCAUUUCAUUUCCCUAAAUGUCAGACCUGGAACAUCUGACAACUGAGUUUGUUUGUCUCUGAUGGUGUAACACAGUGAGACAUCACUGUUUCUUUUUCAUAUCUGUGAAAGUGAAAAUCAGUGAGAAGAUGAUGGAGGAAGAGAGAGAAAACCGAGGGAAGAGGAAAUCAUCUUCAUCGUUCACCUCAGUGAUGGAAUAAUAUAGAGAAAGAGAAGAACGAGGAGAACGAGGACGAGGAGAAGGAAGCCACCAGGAGACCAGGUGUCCUCGCACUGAUGACGGUGAUGCUAAAGACGAGGUUGAGGAGUCGGGAGUAGGACUCAGAGAGGAGGACAGCCUUAAACACCGCACGCCGUCGUCUCCGGUCAUCCAUGUGCGUGGGCUCUCUAGUACCACGGUGGAGGCCGACUUGGUGGAGGCGCUCAGCAAGUUUGGCAGCAUCUGCGACGUCAUGAUGAUGCCGUUUAAGAAUCAGGCUCUGGUGGAGUUCGACAGCCUUGAGAGCGCAGAGCGCUGCGUGGCGUAUGGGACUUCCGGUGUUGUGCAUGUGGCUGAGCAGCAGGUGUUCUUCAAUUUCUCCACCAGCAGGAGAAUCAGCAGAACGAAAUACAGUCAAGAUCCUGUUGGCAGAAACAAAGUCCUGCUGCUGUCGGUCCAAAACCCGCUCUACCCCAUCACCACUGACAUCUUGUUCAUGGCCUGCAACCCAAUCAGUCCAGUCCAGCGCAUUGUCAUCUUUAAGCGACACGGCAUCAUGGCCAUGGUGGAAUUUAUGUCAGUGUCGGACGCUCGUAAAGUCAAACUGGCCUUAAACGGAGCCGAAAUCUAUACUGGCUGCUGCAGGCUGAGCAUCCAGUACGCCAAGCCCAAAAGGUUGAAUGUCUUCUGCAAUGACCACAGCAGCUGGGAUUACACCAGACAGAGAGAGCAGGGAACGUGGACCCCACAUCAGUCCAUCCUAGGAGAUGAUCCAUCUCAUGUGUAUGGUCCACGCUGCUGCCCCCUGCUGCCUGUGCCCUAUGACAACAGAUAUAGCAGUGGUGAGGAGGUGCAGAACUCUUCCUCUGUCGUCAUGGUGGGCGGUCUCCAUCCCAUCAAAAUGAACUGCAGCCGCAUCUUUAACCUUCUCUGUGUUUAUGGCAAUGUGGGCAAGGUGAAGUUUCUGAAAAGUGUUCCCUGCACUGUGCUGGUGGAGAUGGGGGACAGGUACGCUGUGGACCGAGCUGUGACUCAUCUCAACGACAUCAAGGUGUUUGGCAACAAACUAAAUGUCUGUUGGUCCAAACAGCAGGUGGUCAUUCCCACUCAGGUGUUCUCGCUUGAUGAUGGCAGCAGAAGCUACCAGGACUUUAGUCUGAGUAGAAACAAUCGCUUUAGUGAUCAACGUGCCAACUACAACGUCAUCCAACCGCCCAGCGCUAUCCUGCAUUUUUACAAUGCCCCGCCCACCUUUAGUCAACAACAGCUGCACCAGCUCUGUGAGGAGAACAGUGUUCCAUCUUUUAUUCGGUUCAAAGUCUUUAAGUCCAAAGCCUCAUCAGUGACCCCUCAGACCCAGUCAGGACUGUUAGAGUUUGACACCAGAAAUGCAGCAGCGGAGACUCUGAUCGUCCUGAAUAAUCACAGGAUCACAGUAAAGAACAGUUCCGCUCAAUUCACCCUCAAACUCUGCUUCUCCACCUCCACUCAUCUCUGAUCCGAAGACAAAAUAGCCUUCAUAGGAACACCGCAGACGUGUGACUGACAGAUUGGAUUUGAGCCAAAUACAGGAAGUAAUUUUUUUUUUGAAUGAUGUCAGAGAUUUAAAUAAAUUAAAGUGUUUUCUUUUUAGAAGCACAAUGUUCACUGUGUUAGACAGACUUUUUUUUUUCAACCAGAAUUAAAAUUUGUUAGUAGCCCAGCCCCAGAAAACAUUUUAUGUAGAUUUUACAUAUUUUGUAUUUUUAUUUAAUAUUUGGCAACAACUUCAGUAAAAUAACAUUUAAUUGACCAUAAGACUAUAAUGAACUAUGAAUACUUGGAAAUUAAAGAUGGUGUGAUGG